UCUAUUAAUGAGUUUAAUCUCAAACAAGGUGAGCUUAUAAAACGUGAUCUAAAUGGCGAUCCAAAUGAUAAGUUCAAACAACUAUGCAGCUCACAAAACCCAGUAACCAAAGGGCUAUUUGGAGAUGACUUGCCAAAGUCAGUAAAGGAAAUUAAUGAAACCAAUAAAGUGGAUGUCAAGGUUUCAUCAAAGUACCCAGCCACAAUACCACAGACAUUCAAGAAGGCCAAACAUUCCUCAUCGCUAGCACAAUCCGAAUCAUAAGCCUUAUGGAAGGCUCAGGGUCCGGCGAAGUGAUCACUCCUGGACCCCAAAAGGAAAGGGAAACCCGAAUAACAACAGUAGCACUUACUAAGUCCCAAGACCACCUAGAUUCCCAGGUGAGUCUUGACGAUGAUACUAAUCAUGACCACACAAUUACUGUACCAUUGUUGCUGGCAAACGAAAACACUUUGUGUCUUUAUGGCAAACCAUAACUUCUGAUUAUUUCAUACUCAGUGUUGUAAAGGGGGUUAGAAUUGAGUUUGCCGCUUAUCCAAAGCAGAUCAUUAUUCCCCGAGAAUACUAUUUCAAUGCAGCUGAGGUUAUUAUUAGUGACAACCAAAUAGAACAGUUUUUAGAAACAGGAGUUACUGAGAAAACAACACAUUCCAAAGGAGAAUGUAUCUCAAACAUCUUUAUUAGGCCAAAGAAAUAUGGCUCAUAUCGACUGUUACUUAAUUUGAAAUAUCUGAAUGAGUUUGUGGAAUGCCACCAUUUUAAAAUCGAACAUCGUAAAAGUGUUAUUAUCUGUAUGAGCCCCAACUGUUACAUGGCUAGCAUUGAUUUAAAAGAUGCCUAUCAUUCUGUGUCAACAGGCGGCCCAAAUCACAGGAAAUACCUCCGAUUCAAAUUGAAGAACCAGUCGUCGUUUCUUUUCUUGACUAUGUUUUGAGAACAUCUAAGUAGACACCAGUCGUUUCAGUUUACUGGUCUUCCAAAUGGAUUAAGCAGUGCUCCAAGAAUAUUCACAAAACUUCUGAAACCAACAUAUUCUGUUUUACGGAGCAAAGGUUUGAAAACGUGGCAUAUAUUGAUGACACUUAUCUCAAAGGGAACACCUUUUCUGAUAAUGAAACAAAUGUAUCCAUCACUGUCAGGUUAUUUACAGACUUGGCUCUGACGUAA
Porites lobata is the source of this 1167-nucleotide messenger RNA. Lineage: Eukaryota; Metazoa; Cnidaria; Anthozoa; Scleractinia; Poritidae. The record is from the annotation of a GenBank genome assembly.